Theobroma cacao (cacao) is the source of this 660-nucleotide messenger RNA. RefSeq names its product peamaclein-like. The record is from RefSeq and is a predicted model, not a curated record. NCBI's taxonomy places the organism in Eukaryota, Viridiplantae, Streptophyta, Magnoliopsida, Malvales, Malvaceae.
CCCACAAAUCCAUCGGGCCACUCACUCGACGUCUAGCUAGAGCAAGCCAGAUUGGUAUAUUUUUCUCCACCACAGAGAAAGCAAAAGAAAAAUGAAGUUUUUUUUUGCGACUUUCCUGUCUGUUUCCCUGGUUUUGAGCUCAUCUUUUGUCCAACUCUCCUUUGCUAUACCCGUAGUACCCACUCCCACACCUGCUGCCCCCGUCCCUCCUCCUUCACCUGCUCCUCCGAGUGUCUGCGAUAGCAAGUGCGGAGAGAGGUGUUCCAAGGCUGGAAUUAAAGACCGCUGCCUCAAAUACUGCGGGAUAUGCUGCCGAGAAUGUAACUGUGUUCCAUCAGGGACCUAUGGCAACAAGUCGGAAUGCCCUUGCUACAGAGACAAGUUGAACUCCAAGGGCAAGCCCAAGUGCCCUUGAGAGUUCAGUAGAGUUGCACCUAACAGCACACCUUCAUCGGCUUUCUUAUUAUCUCAUUCGUUGCCAAUAUUAGUUCAGUUUAUGUGUGUUGGUUUUGCCACCUUUGGCUGCCUUCUAAGUUCCCAUCCACCGCUCCUCGGGAACGCAAUAUAUUAUUCGUUAUCGUCCAUUAAUUAUAUAUAGAUUUAUAAUUAAUUCCUUAUCAAAUGCUAAAUAAAUGUGACUUCAUUUUGUUUAGUCAAAAA